Molecule: messenger RNA, 5188 nt
Organism: Spodoptera frugiperda (fall armyworm)
Lineage: Eukaryota; Metazoa; Arthropoda; Insecta; Lepidoptera; Noctuidae
Product: gastrula zinc finger protein XlCGF57.1-like
Exons: 12
Coding region: 177-1832 (551 amino acids)
Biological process (GO): regulation of transcription by RNA polymerase II
Molecular function (GO): RNA polymerase II cis-regulatory region sequence-specific DNA binding; DNA-binding transcription factor activity
Source: RefSeq, a predicted model, not a curated record
UUUUCAAAACGUUGUUGGUGGAGGGUGCGCGUCUAGUUUUCUUGAAUUUUUAUUUUAUUUUCGUAAUAUUUUCGCAGGUGGUUUCAUUAUUUUGUGCAUCAUUUAUUUACUAUUAUUUGAAAAUUUUCUUUGGUGACCUAUUUCAAGACAUAAGUGUGACAUUUUAAUUAAUAACCAUGGACAGUAAUAAUGAGCCAGUACCUGACUUGGAAAUGGCAAUUAAAAGAAGUAUGUUAGCAAAGAACAAAUUGGCUAUGAUUGUGAAGCAGCCUGAUGGUGGUGUCAGCUACUCCUGUGUGGAGUGCACAGCACUGUUUUUGUAUAAAGAGGAACUUGAACAACAUCUACUCCUUCAUAACAGAGAGUAUAGAUACCUCUGUGGGAUAUGUGGAACAGGGUUGAAACGCAAGGAGCAUUUGGACAGGCAUACUUUAGAACAUCAGGAGGUGAGGCCUCAUAUCUGCCCUGAUUGUGGCAAGGGAUUCAAGAGGAAAGAGCACAUGACCAUCCACCUUUCUAUCCACGGUGGAGACAAGAGUGAGACCUGUCCUGUGUGCCAUAAAACAUUCUACAGAAAGGACCAUUUGAGGAAACAUUUGCAGACGCACUCAAAAGUGUUUCUAGAACAGAACAGUGAAUUAGUUGGGGAGCACGGGCUCGUCGAGAUUAAGCAGGAGAUCCUGGAUGAAUACAGCACACCUAACGAGAAUGAAGAACACUCAGAUCCAAUGCAACCAAACAAUUAUGAGGCUACCAUUAAGUCGGAAGUAAAAAACAGCAAAAUGAUACAAUCUGAUGCUAGACCUUUCAAGUGCCUGGUUUGCAGUAAGACGUACAAGAGAAAGGACCAUCUCAAGAUACACAGCUGGACGCAUUUGAGAAAAGAGAAAACGUGUAGCGAGUGCGGAAAAGCUUUCCAUUCUGACGAGCAACUCCUGGCGCAUAUGAACAUCCACCUUCAACCGUACACCGUGUACGAGGGGCCUGGAGAGUAUAUACAUGAUGAAACUAUCAACCACAAUAAUAGCGCAGACAAUAGCCUUUUGGUAGCCCGUCAGAACAUGGAGAGUCGUCCACACGAGUGCGAGAUCUGCCGCCGGCGGUUUAAAAGGAAACAGCAUCUGAAAGUACACAUGAAGGUUCAUUUAAAACAGAACGACGAUGCUAUCUGGUGCUCAUUCUGCGGGGAAGGGUUCCUUGCCCACGAGCAGUACGAGAGCCACCAGUGCCAGUACGUGUCGCAGGACGGCGACGCACACAACGAACAAAACGGACAGAGUGAGCAGGACGACCAGUCUCCCCCACCACUGUACCCCCAAGUGCAGAUGGCACUACAAGAACAUAAGAAAGAAAAUAAAUACCCCGCCGAAUAUAUGGACCUAGGAGAGUUAGCGGCGAUAGACAGCAUCCAGUACCUGAACGUGGUAGAGAAAGAGAUCCCGGUCCCGCAGCGCGUGUUCGUCUGCAAGUACUGCAGCAAACCGUUCAAGAGGAAAGACCACUACAAGAUACACUUGAACAUACACACCGGCAUCAAGUCCUUCUUCUGCACCAAGUGUGGGAAAGGGUUCUACCGCAAGGACCACCUACAGAAGCACAUGACAGUUCAUAACAAGAAUCCGAAGCCCAAGAAGGAGGUUCCCGCCCUGGUCCCCAUCCACCAGGUGCCUAAGAAGACCACGGUGUUACCUGAGAUCACUAUACAUGCACCAUCGAUCGCGAAGCUGCGAGUGCCUCUGCAAAUCAAAGUUCCGUACCAGAUGAUCGUGUCGAUGGACAACGGGGAGCAACGAGAAGUCACCGUCGACCCUCAAGCCUCCAAUUCUUCCUAAUGUAUGUACAAAAUUAACAGACUACACAGCAGUAAUAGUUAACAUAGGUAUGUUUUUAAGACUCAGCGCCUGUUUUACCAUAUUCAUUAUAAGUACACUAUACAUGCAGAUAGUUCUUACAAAUUAUGUUUUAUGUUCAAAAUUUAUCUGGCCUACCCAGAUAUUUUGACCCAGUCCUUUAUCAAAUGACGCUUAUCUGUAACAAAAGUUAAUAAAAUAUGCAUCAAUUGAUUGUAUUAUUAAGUGAGUGCAAUGAAUUUAUUAAACUGAUAUGGUCGCUAAAUGAAAGUAGAAUCAUAUCCUAUAUUGAUAUCAGUACCCUUAGUAUGAAUUUGUUUUACGUUUAAUAUAAUCGAAACGAGAGAGCAUUCGGCGCCCUAAUUGGCUGGGUCGAAUAAACUAACCAAUCAGAUUACUUUAAACGUAAAGUAAACUCGUGCUAAGGAUACAUGGCGCCCGAGUUUAGCGAAAAAGAACUUUCUGCUAACAAAUUGUCACUUUUUGUUAUAGUUGGUCCAUUACAAACGUGUGAAUACGUAAUUUUUAUCACAUCUCUCGCUCACACUUAUGCAAGUUGUACAGGAUAGUCACAUUCUUUGGACGUGACGUCCAUACGUUUGUAGUGACCCAACUAUAUAGAAAUUUACUUUUAAGUUAAAGAACUUGCUGUGUAGUCAAUCAAAUAAACUGAACGUUUAUUCAAAAGUUUCCCCGAACAUACAUUACACAAAUUUCUUCGAAGUAUUUUUUAUAUUUAGCGACUGAAAUUUACUUUUUGUGGCAUUUUAGAUAUGAAAUAUAAUAAAAAUAUUGCUAUCGGUUCUAUAUUUACGUGGUGGCAUAGAAUCGAAGUAAAUUGCGAUUUUUUAUUGACAUUAUUUUUUAGGCCCUGGCCUUUGGUUAAUUUCGAUUUUAUGAAACAAAAUAUAUAAAUUAUAUGGCAGUAUUUUCCCGCGAAUGUUUUUAUUUAUAAUCCUGUCUAAAAUGUCAUAAAUAUACAAUUGGGUAAUAAAUUGAGUUUAAAAGUUGUUGGUAUGUACUUUAUAAUUUACUUUUUAAGUGUAAGAAUCUUUGUAUCAUAAAAUUAAAUAUAUAUCAAGUUGUUUUGCUCUAUUUUCAAAAGGUAGAAAGUUUUUUUUCUAAAAAUAAGGAUAGAGCAAGCAAUUUUUAUUCGUGGAUUUGUAUGUUCUUGUAAAUAAAAUGUCUCAGACAAAAAUGGGCUAUUAGUUAAAAUAUGAAUUACAUUUAAUACAUAUUAACUGAUUAUUGUAUAUAAAACUAUAGUUCAAGUGUAUUGAUAAAGUAUUUGUUAUAAAUAUACCACAUCUCACGACUUUCUGCUAUGUACUUGAAAACAAAAUGGAAAUAUAACUCAUAAUAAGAUUUAAUUAGAAUAAACUUACUGUUUCAGACUACGAACGACGAUCAUACUACAUUAUUAUGAGCUCCUGUCGUAGCUUGAAAGUAAUCGUGCAUCCUCGAACAGUUUCGUGACUAAGAUCUAAUUAAUUUAUUACGACUUCUUCGAAAGUCUUUUUCUCUACAAUAUUUGUAUAAGCUUCAAUAUAUAAUGUUUAAUAGUUAUUAGGCAAUAAUGGGAUCUAACAAGACAGGAUCCAAUGACAAGAAUUAUAAAAAUAUAUAUUAAAAUUGGGUCUAGUUACUCUAUAUUAUCACUUUUCUAAUGUAAAAGAUCACUGGGUCCAAAUUACAUGAUCUCAAUCAUUAGUAUGCAUAUCUCAUCUACUUCUCUCUAUCUAAAUAACAUUCAAUGUUUUUUGAUAAAACUUUGCUCGGUUUUAGAAUAAGAAUUUUUAAGGUAUAGUGUGGAAGCGGGUGAUGUGAGACAGUAGCGUAAUGACACUACUGGUUUCUGUGUAUUUCUAUGAAAUUACCUCUUUAGUUAGCGACUCGACGCGUCGUUGAGCGGUAGACGCCUGUGUCGCCUGACCACGGAUCAGUACCUUUAGUACGAACUUGCUUUACGUUUAAAGUGAUAGAAACGAGAGCACGUUCGACGCACUGGUUGGUUGGUUCAUUCGAGCCGGCCAAUCAGAGCGCCGAACGCGGUUUCGUUUCGAUUACGUUCAACGUAAAGCAAACUCGUACUAAGGGUACUGUAGCUCCAUUCUUAUAGUUUAAAAUCAUGUCUGCAGUGACAGGUCAUAACGACAUGAAGCGACAACACGUGGUCCGCUGCAGCCUCAUGUCGUCCGCUUCCAACUUGUACCUUUAGGCUGGUUUUCUUUCACGCUGACUGUCAGCUGUAUAGAUUCACGCCGAUUCCUACUGUCAGUCAUGAUAUUGAUUGUAAAAAAUAUCAGUUAGAUAUUCAGCACCGACUGUAACCUUCAUUAUUACGCCUGAUUCUAAUAGUAUGUCCUAUCAUGAACGCUUAUCCAUAUUGCGAUUAAGCUCCUUUUCGGGUCUUAAAAACACACAGGAUAGAAUACUUCUCUGGAAACAGCCUAUAUAGCAAGGAAUUCCAUUACUAGAAGUUUAAAGCGAAAUGCUUCCUGCUCUUAGGCAUUCUUUUUUUUUCUUAUUUGUCGACAAUCAGCUUGACUCAAAAACCAGCCUUUUGCGUGUAUAAAGAAAGUCCAUAAUUCCUUAUAAAUAAAUAUUGUGAUUAUCUCGUAAGUAUGGAAAUGAAGAAAUAUAAUUUUAAGUGUGUCACACAUAUCGUGCCAUGGAAACCAAAUACUCAAAUGUUGAUAGUUACAAUGUUUGUCUUUUUAUUCUUUGCUAAAUAUCAGAGAAAUGCGAGUUAGACUUGUAGGUAUAUAUUUCCUGUGUAUAUAAAAAUAAUACAAAAUCUCCUUUUAUUGCUGACUGUAUAUUCUAUGAGUUAUAUUGUGACAACUGACAAGGUUUUAUAUUGGCCCUGGUGGUAGCAUCUAAUGGCCUCCUCUUUUGAACUGGGUUAAAAAGAUACCUACUUAAAUACUUUCAAUUUCAUCUUUCCUCUGAGUUUGUUUAGGCAUUUCGUCUCAGAGUAGUCGGAUAGGAAAUGCCGGCCUCAUCUAGCUAUUUGAAAUAUUGACGUGUAAAAGUGUUAUUUUAUAACCUAUUUACAGAAAUAAAUAUCAUUUAUCCAUUUUUAACCGACUUUCCACAAAAGGGGAGGUUAUUUUCUGAAUAUAAUUGUAAAUUUUGAUCUGUAUGUAUUUGUGUAAGUAAUAUUAUUGCAUGUAUUUCAAGCAUUGUAACUGACAUCGCGGUCGCAGUUAGUUGUAAGUUUAUCUUUAUGUAAAGUUCCUCUAUUUUUGUCUUUUCACAAAAAGUAACGUUGUGAUUUUAAUCUAAGUUUGAAUAAAUGCGACUUGAAGUACAAAAAUAAAGUAUUUUGCACUCUA